Wyeomyia smithii (pitcher-plant mosquito) is the source of this 4618-nucleotide messenger RNA. RefSeq names its product E3 ubiquitin-protein ligase Nedd-4-like. Gene Ontology annotation, molecular function: sodium channel inhibitor activity; ubiquitin protein ligase activity; protein binding. The transcript has 13 exons. Gene Ontology annotation, biological process: regulation of dendrite morphogenesis; ubiquitin-dependent protein catabolic process. Lineage: Eukaryota; Metazoa; Arthropoda; Insecta; Diptera; Culicidae. The record is from RefSeq and is a predicted model, not a curated record. The coding region runs from base 509 to 3673 and encodes 1054 amino acids.
UAGUGGGUUCGACUGCGCGGUGUGCGAAUAAUUUUCAGCAGCAGAGAGUCUGCUGCUGUGUUCUUAUUAAAUUAAUACAUUCCCCAGCGGGAUUUCACAGUGACAAUCGAGUGGAAGAGUUUUUCCCGUUUUCCCCGGAAUUCGAGGAUUUUCCAGCUGGAAUUUGUAACGUUCCAAACUGGGUUAGACGACGAGCGAGACUCGGGCCACUAUGUCGUAGUGCCUCUGCGGUAUAGAAUGUGACCUUUGGUGGAAAUUUGUUCUGUGAAGUCCGCAGAUUGAAGACGACAAGGAGGAGCGAAGAAAAGUGGAGAAAAUUUUGCAUAUUGUUUAGUGUUUCGAAAGGUAGAUUAUUGUGUGUUACGCGUUUCAAAACCGGGCGCGGUGAUUAGUCAUUUUUUUCGCUCUUGCCCGGACGGGCAGAGCCUACGUGAAGGAAUUCGCUGCUGUUUGGAAAAAGGAUUGCUGCUUGCUGCGGUGUUAUUGAUUGAUUUUGCCUGCUUUCACGAUGGCAGCCCUCCCGGAGUACGGGUUCCUGACCGGAGCGGAUGACCAGAAUAACGAGGAUGGCGCCUGUUGCCGCUUGCGGAUGAAGGUCAUUGCCGGACAUCAGUUAGCAAAAAAAGACAUUUUCGGAGCGAGUGACCCGUACGUUCGGAUCGACCUGAACACAAUCACCGGCGACGAGAACAUCGACUCCGUACUAACAAAAACGAAGAAGAAAACGCUGAACCCCCGCUGGGACGAGGAGUUCAUCUUCCGGGUGAAACCGAACGAGCACAAGCUGGUGCUGCAGGUGUUCGACGAGAACCGGCUGACGCGGGACGAUUUUCUCGGUAUGGUCGAGCUCAAUCUGGCCCAGCUGCCGAAGGAGUCGGCGGAUGGGCCACCGGUUCCGACCAAAAGUUACCCUCUGCGGCCCCGCAGGUCAGUAGGUGCUCGUUCUAAAGUGCGGGGGCAGUUGGACUUGUAUCAUGCGUAUAUCCAGGAUCAGAACGCCUCCGUAGAGACAGACUGGGAACUCAUUGAAUCGAAUAAUUCAAUCUCUAGUAGUUCGAAUACCGCCAGCGGAAGCGGCAGUGCAGCUGACGCGUUACCUUUAAACUGGGAAGAGCGGCAGGAUGCCAACGGGCGCACCUACUACGUGAAUCAUCUCGCGCGCUCGACACAAUGGGAACGACCAACCGCCGCUUUAUCGCAAUCCUCGCAGGACAAUGACAUGGCGGCUGCCUUCCAAAGACGCGUUCAUAUCAGCGUGGACGACAACAUUACGGAUACCGACAACCCGAGCUUGGAUCACGAAUCGAUCGGUUUGGCCCGAGAGGGCGGUUGCCGCAACGAGGUUUCAGAGGAUCGUCAUUCUUGGUUUUGUCGCAGCCAAACAAUCGAUUCACGGUCCUCUCCGGUUGUGGAAGGUGAAAAUGCUGAUGGAGCAGCAGGAGAAGAAGUACUUGAGUGCGGUCGGUUAUCACCGGAAGACGCCGUCGAUGUGCUCUACCUAGAUCUGGAGACCAAUGAAGAGGCGAGUACAGUGAGCCUCUCGUCGGAACAGGCCGCAGUUAGGUUGGACGCUUCGUUGAACAGUUCCAUUUCUUCACUGGCAGCGGAUUUGAACGGUAGAAUCGGCGACGGGUCGGUAGUGCUCCGUUCGGAAUCAUUACAGUCCCUGCCGACUAUUCGUGUCAGUUCGCCGCCCCAUUUGCCGGCGGCACUGGUGCGCAGUCCAACGCGGGUUGCCUCGUUGGCACACCCGACCGCAUCCGGCGUUAGUCGAAGAAGAAGACUCCCGGUGGCGUUUCCGCCACUCGUGCCCCGACAAACCAGCGUCGAUCUCAGCCCGGAUCAGGACCAGGAGGAAAAUCCUCCUUCACCGCGAGACAUUCCAGAGCUGAAUGAAGAUGGGGUCCCGGGUGGAGAGGACCCGGAGCAUGUGGCGCAGAACCGAGUUUUGCAGCACCUGAACGAGGUUACCCGACGUUCCUCGAGUCGUUCGUCAAUCGGUAGUGACAACAGUGCUCGGGGACCAACGUCCGUUGGCAGUGGGGGACCUCCCACUGUCGAAGAUGAAGCUGAUGGAGGCGGAGGUGUGAGCGCCAGAAGACGAUCAUCCACAAACAACAACAACGACGCCGGAGACGAUCGCUCGUCAACGCGUUCCUCCACCUCCAAUGAGAACGAUUCGUCCAGCAGUAGUCCAGCCAAUGCUGAAGCAAUACUACCAACCGGGUGGUCCAUGCAGCUCGCCCCCAACGGCCGGGUUUUCUUUAUCGAUCAUAAUGAGAAGAAGACGUCCUGGGUGGAUCCACGAACGGGCCGGGCAAGUCCAAUGCCAAACUCGUGGAAUAAUUCGGCUGGUAGUGAUGCGAGACGACCCGAGGAAGGGCUGGCACCGCUGCCCGAAGGAUGGGAGGAACGGGUACACACUGACGGAAGGAUUUUUUUCAUCGAUCACAAUACCCGGACCACACAAUGGGAGGACCCUCGUCUGUCGAUGCCAAACGUUGCCGGACAGGUGGUUCCCUAUUCCCGAGAUUACAAGCGAAAGUAUGAGUACCUUAAGGGACAGCUGCGGAAACCGGCGAACGUUCCGAACAAGAUUGAGAUUAAAAUCCGCCGGGCGUCCAUCCUGGAGGAUUCCUACCGGAUAAUCAAUUCCAUCACGAAAGUCGACCUGCUGAAGACGAAACUGUGGAUCGAGUUCGAGGGGGAGGCCGGACUGGACUACGGUGGGCUAGCUCGCGAAUGGUUCUAUCUGCUGUCGAAGGAAAUGUUCAACCCGUAUUACGGAUUGUUUGAGUAUUCGGCCAUGGAUAACUACACCCUGCAGAUCAACCCGUUCAGUGGGUUGUGCAACGAGGAUCAUUUGCAUUACUUUAAGUUUAUCGGUCGGGUCGCGGGGAUGGCCGUCUACCACGGCAAGCUGCUGGAUGCGUUCUUUAUUCGGCCGUUCUACAAGAUGAUGCUGCAGAAACCAAUCGACCUGAAGGACAUGGAAUCCGUGGAUAUGGAAUACUACAACUCGCUGCUGUGGAUCAAGGAAAACGAUCCGAACGAGUUGAUGCUGACGUUUUGCGUCGAUGAGGAAACGUUCGGCUACACGAGCCAGCGGGAACUGAAGCAGAACGGAGCCGACAUCGAGGUGACGAACGAAAACAAAGACGAAUACAUAAAGCUGGUGAUCGAGUGGCGCUUCGUAGCCCGCGUGAAAGAUCAGAUGCAAGCGUUCCUGGAAGGGUUCGGUCAAAUUGUUCCGCUGAAUCUACUUAAAAUUUUUGAUGAAAAUGAACUCGAGCUGUUGAUGUGCGGCAUCCAGAGUAUCGACGUGAAGGACUGGAAGCGAAAUACGCUGUACAAGGGUGACUAUUUCGCAAAUCAUGUGAUUAUUCAGUGGUUCUGGCGAGCGGUGCUGUCGUUUUCGAACGAAAUGCGUGCCAGGCUACUGCAGUUCGUAACCGGCACCAGUCGGGUGCCGAUGAAUGGCUUCAAAGAGCUGUACGGUUCUAAUGGACCGCAAAUGUUUACGAUCGAAAAGUGGGGAACACCGGAAAACUAUCCGCGGGCGCAUACUUGUUUCAACCGAUUGGACUUACCCCCGUACGAGAGCUAUCUGGCGCUGAAGGAUCGUCUGAUCAAAGCCAUCGAAGGAAGUCAAGGAUUCGCUGGUGUAGAUUAAAAGCGCUCAUCAACGCGCACCCCGCAAUGCAUGUAAAUAUUGACAAUGCCACCCACAAAAAGGGUGGACCAGCCCAGUUUCUCCUGCUUCCCCUGCCCUGCCUCUUUCUUCGCUACUUAGUAACGAAACAUGACAAUCCUGUGCCAACGAGGCGCGCACGCAAGAAUCCAACAAACAAAAAAUUCUCUUCUACCUGCCAAAUCUUGUACUUGUAUUCCACGACGGUCUUUGAGGCACGUAUUCGGGUAAGUCAGGUUUUCCUCUGCAUUGUGUUCUGUAAUAGCUGAUACCGAAGUAGCGAACAUUGUUUAUACAAGAACAAAAAACCGUUUUCUCUCCAUCACCAAAACAAACACACACACACACACACAUAAUCAUAUGCCUUAACUGAAAAGAGCUCUAAUAUUUAUACACUUAAAUCGUUUUGGGCCUACUUUGCCACCUGAACCCCCCCACCACCUACACGUUUCGGACCGGGUGCCAGGGUUGUUAGUUGCCUGUUUUAAAUCAAAACAAAAUCGACUUGUUGAGAGUAUUCAGUUGACCGUUUUUUCCUCCUUCGGAGAUUCCGGUUCGGUUAGCUUUCCCUGCUGAAACUAGUGUGCUAGAGAAAAAGAUAGAAAAACACUCGAACCUCGUCGCGUGUGAUUUUGGUGGGAUUGUCGUCGCAAAAGUUGUCCCUGGAGGUAGCUCAUAUAUUUCACUUUAGUCAAAAAUGAACGCAUGGAAUUUGACGCAGAGUUCCCCCUAGUGAAGAACUUGUCAUUUUGUGAUGAAACGAAGAGAAACGGGAGAAUUGUGUUUAAGAAAUGAGAUAGUAAAACGAAACACGACGAGCGUUCGGAGUUGAAAUCAAAGAAAACAAAAACUAUUGUGUAGCUAAAUAUUUUCAAAGUAUUUUUAAUUCUUAUUAGAUAAGAAUAUAAUAAACGAUUAUAAAGAUUA